AUGAAGUCGCCUGCCGCCUUCGUCUUGGCCAUUUCGGCCCUGGCCUCAGCCCAAGUCAUCUACAACGCAACCACGAACGAAUACAUCUGCUCACGUCCCAACGCCCAAUGGUGCGCCGGUGACUCGUUCGACACUGAUAUAAUCAUCCGUUGUGACGCCCAGGGCCGCGGCCAACCCGGUCGCUGUACGAACAACCUCGCCGGGUACUUCCCGCUCGGCGUCAACCCUUCCUUGUGCUGGCAGAGCACCCUGGAGGCCGGAGACGCCGCCUGCGAAAAGAACUGCAUUGUCUACACCAAUCCGCCUUUCCUCCUUCCUCCCAACAUCUGCACCCCAUAUGCCACACCUACGGGCUCUCAGACUAUUGGCACCGCCAGGCCUCCCCCCUCGGGAACCGGCGUAGGCGUGGCUACUGGCGCGAGUUUUUUUACUGGCGGGGGCGUACUUACUGUCGGAGGCGUGGUUGCUAGCAGCGGAAGCACCAACACGACGACGACCGCUACCGGUUCCUCUACCUCAGUUUACACGACUUACCGCCCUAUAGGUACUGGCACCGGUGGCAUAGUCGCCGGCGCGCCUCUCAACGGGACUAUCGCGAUUACCCGAGUUUCUGGCACCGGCGCCAUCAGUGGCGGUACACUUGUGAACGGGACCGUUGUGCUAUUGCCCACGAGGACUCGAGUUGUAAGCGCCGGGAACCCUUCCAGCAGCGCUGGAAACCCUUCCAACAACAACCCGGGUCAGGGUGACGAUGAUGCGACCCCUGGCCAACCCAACCAGCCGGCACAGUCCGGAGACUCUGCUGGAAAUCGCACUCCCAUUCCGCCUUCCAGCACUCCUACUGGCCCUUCCAUCCUUCCAACCGCCGGUGCUUCGCGGAUCAUGGUGAGCUACAUUGCCGUCAUCGGUAUCUUGGCCGUGUACUUCCUGUGA
Molecule: messenger RNA, 933 nt
Organism: Colletotrichum truncatum
Lineage: Eukaryota; Fungi; Ascomycota; Sordariomycetes; Glomerellales; Glomerellaceae
Source: RefSeq, a predicted model, not a curated record